Messenger RNA from Umbelopsis ramanniana AG, 954 nucleotides. RefSeq lists its product as uncharacterized. The transcript has a single exon. The record is from RefSeq and is a predicted model, not a curated record. Gene Ontology annotation, molecular function: hydrolase activity. NCBI's taxonomy places the organism in Eukaryota, Fungi, Mucoromycota, Umbelopsidomycetes, Umbelopsidales, Umbelopsidaceae. The coding region runs from base 1 to 954 and encodes 317 amino acids.
AUGCUCCACAACAACGUACCCAACGGAAUAACCGUCGCAAAGAGAAGGAUGAUCGAUUCUCAUGUCCAUUAUUGGAACCCUGAUCGGGUGCAUAUUCCGUGGAUCUACAAAGCUGGUGGUAAAUUUGCACAGGCCCGGCUCGUACCAGAGUACUUAGAGCAGAUACCCGAUGAUAUUGAGGUCGAAGGGGUUAUUUUUGUCGAAGCGGACGUUGAGCCUACGCAAGGAUUGGUGGAAGCAAAGUGGAUACAUGAAUACGCAAAGCAGGUCAAAACGAUUGCUGGAUUUGGAGGCAUUUCCGGCCUGGUUGUUUAUGCUCCCGUGAACCAAGGCAAACACGUUGUCAACUACCUUGAUUUGUUAAAAUCCAUGGUGGAUUUCCAGCAUGUCAAGGGCAUACGGUUCCUGCUUGAAGAUCCAUCUCGAGAUCCCACCAUUCCAGCAAGCGAAACCUUUAUCGAAGGCGUACAGGCUCUGGCGGAUUAUGGCUUGUCGUUUGAUAUCAAUAUUAACUGUCAUGAUUGUCCUGAGCAAUUUCCUCCUGUGGUCGAAUUGGUCAAACGCUGUCCCGACGUACAAUUUAUACUGGAUCAUAUGGGCAAGCCUCCGAUUAGUGCAACCCCAGGCGAUAAGCGCUUUGAAUUUUGGAAGACCCAUUUACAGGCAAUUGCUCAGUAUCCUAACAUUGUUUGCAAGGUAUCUGGAGCAAUCACGGAGGUAGACGAGCGACAUGGCCUUCCCACAAGUGCUCAAGUCAAACAGUGCUUAGACGUAGUGGUAGAAGCGUUUGGCCAUGACCGAAUAAUGGCAGGGGGUGACUGGCCCGUGGUUGAAAGGAAAGGAAGCGAACUAAAAUCAUGGUUUGUACUCCUUGAAGAGAUUACCUCACAAUGGAGUCAAGCUGAUCAAGAGAAACUAUGGGCUGAAAAUGCGAAAAAAAUGUAUCGGAUAUGA